Molecule: messenger RNA, 1284 nt
Organism: Penicillium odoratum
Lineage: Eukaryota; Fungi; Ascomycota; Eurotiomycetes; Eurotiales; Aspergillaceae
Exons: 2
Coding region: 1-1284 (427 amino acids)
Biological process (GO): adenylate cyclase-activating G protein-coupled receptor signaling pathway
Cellular component (GO): plasma membrane
Molecular function (GO): G protein-coupled receptor activity
Source: RefSeq, a predicted model, not a curated record
AUGACGAGCUUGAUGUCGAGUUUGAUAGCGCAGUGGGCGCUGUCUGAACAGACCCCUCAUGACAGUUACGCUCUCAAACCCCGCAAAUAUGAUUCGAAGGAAUCUGUGGCAGCCAAUUCAGCGAAUUCGGCAGCUGGAUCGUGGAUUAUUGAUCCGCUUCCUCCGCUUCAACGCCGUGGUUUGACUGCCAUCGGGGCAUUGGCGCUGGUCUCUCUCGUUUCCACCUUCUGUCUGCUGAGUUUCUUCACCUACCGGUUCAUCUUUUGGAAGAAAUACUACAAGCGCUACAUUGGUUACAACCAGUACGUGGUGUUGAUGUACAACUUGGCCUUAGCAGAUUUCAUUCAAGGUCUUGGGUUUAUUGUUAGUCUACGAUGGAUUGACCAGAACUCCAUUCACGCCGAAGACCCGGGCUGCUUUCUACAAGGUAUCUGGCUUCAGAUUGGUGACCCGAUGAGUGGGAUGUUUGUGCUGGCGAUUGCAUUGCACACAUUUAUGCACGUUAGCCUUGGUCGCCAGAUCAGUCAUCGCGUCUUUGUGUCCAUCGUUGUCGGUCUCUGGAUUUUUGGUAUCGUCCUGGUAGUCAUACCUAUUGGUAUCUAUGGUUCCCACGUUUGGAUGCCGUCUGUCGCCUGGUGUUGGAUGACCACCCAACAUCCCGUGCUUCGACUCUUCACCCACUACUUCUGGAUCUUCGCCGCCCAGUUCCUAAAUCUUGUUCUAUAUGCCAUCAUGUUCUUCCAGCUCCGACGCAGGAUGGCCCAGUCAAAGAUCUUAGGAUCCAGUUACACCGAAACUCUCAAGCGCAUGAACCGAGUUGUCUCGUACAUGGUGCUCUAUCCCAUUGUGUAUAUUUGCCUCACACUUCCCUUGUCGGCCGGUCGCAUGGCAUCUGUCAGCGGCAGUUCGCCAAGUGUGACAUACUUUUGUGUCGCAGGUGCCCUAAUGACUCUCUCUGGAGCCUGCGAUGUCGCCCAGUACACAUUGACCCGCAAGAGCAUUGUGCUGGAGUCGGAGACCCGAUCGAAGGAGCCUUCGCGCGACAAGUCGAAGCAAGGCUACGGCAACAUCUACUCCAGGGGUACUGAUGACAAAGGUCCAUUCACUACCGUUUGUGCUGCCCAGGCCGGCAGCUCGACCGAAGCCAUCGUCAAGCAAGAAGACGUUGAGUUGACAACUGUUGACCAAGUAUUCCAGCAUACGACGAUCACGGUCACCCAUGAGCCUGCUUAUAAUGGCCCUGAUGGGCCUUCUUUUAACGAAGCACAUGAGCAUGGGUAUUAG